Molecule: messenger RNA, 972 nt
Organism: Rhagoletis zephyria (snowberry fruit fly)
Lineage: Eukaryota; Metazoa; Arthropoda; Insecta; Diptera; Tephritidae
Product: queuine tRNA-ribosyltransferase subunit QTRTD1 homolog
Source: RefSeq, a predicted model, not a curated record
UUCCGAUAUUUAAAAUAUCGAACCAAAAUAUUGUAUCGAUAUAGUAUCGCAACACCUGAUAUCGGUAUAAAUUAACCGAGAUGUUGAACAACGAUAUUGAUAUAUUGGAUCGUAUCGGUAUCGCGCAUCUCCAUUGAAUAAAAAAAAAACAUCUUGAUCGACAAGCAGGCUUCAUAUAUUUUAUACAAAACUACCGUUUUCAAAAUGAAAUUCGUCAUUGAGAGUGUAAGUAAAUCCUCCGGACGCCUUGGCCAAUUGGUGCAAAUGGAAACUGACAGGCGAUUCCGGACGCCUUUGUUAGUGCAAAGCACAAAAGGGGGUAGCAUUCCCUAUCUCAGCCGUGAAGUAUUUGAAUAUAUUAGCAACACGAUACCAGCGUUGCAGUUUUCAUUAUCUACUAUUGACCACAUGACAGAUUCGAUAAAAUUAUUCAACGAUUCUCUUAGUGCCUAUGUCGGUUACCCAGAAUGCCUCUCUCUGUUGAUGGUACGGGACCCCUGCGAGGUCACACCGAGUGGGUAUAACGACAAAAAUACAGUACCUCUUUUUACCAGACGAGGAAAGGAAACAUUAGACGCGAAAAGAUAUAUGGAUGUUGUAGAAAGCCUAACACCUGAUAUCUACCAAGGUUUAUGCGAUGCCGACACAAAUGUGAGUAGCUCCAAAAAGCGUUUGACCAAGAGUGUCCAUCGCACAACCAAAUUAAUGGAUAUCUGCUAUGAUCGACAUCAAAAUUCUAAUAAUUCAAGCAAGUGUACACUAUUUGCCCUGAUCUGCAAUCCGAUUCGAAGGAUUUGUUUCCGAGAAAUUUUUUUCCGGGAAAUUAUUUCCGAUUCCACUUUGUUCUGUUUUUUGUUCAACUUCGAAUCGGAAUUCUGUCGGAAAUUUGAUGUCCUGCAUUCCGAGUAUCCGAAAUUUUUUAUCGGAAAUUUUCCGAUCAAGUAAAAGCCACUGGAAUAGAAAAAAAAAAAC